AUGGGCCUGCAUGAGAACUACCCAGCAUAUGGGGGCCGCGGCCCUAGCGAUCUACGCCUGGGUCUUGGAUUGGGAUCAGUGGCCACCAUUUUCAUGAUUUUACGAGUCUAUGUACGACUUCGUGUCAACAAAUUCGGCACUACGGCACUGAUUCUGUCCCUUGUCGCUUGGCUUCUCACUGCGAUUACGCAAACCUUUGGUGUCAUUUCGAUUCUGCAUGGACUUGGAAAUCAUCUAGAAGUCAUUGAGGAAACUGGCGAGCUGCGUAAUUAUCUCUUUUUUACAUGGGUCACGGUCUUCUUUUUCAACCUGGCCAUUCCAACGGGAAAGAUCGCGGUGGCAGCGUUUCUGAUUGAGAUGAACGCUCAAGGCAACCCCAAGAUUCGCCGCAGUCUGAUCGCUGUCGCCGUGCUUAACAUCGUCCUAAAUAUUCCGCAAAUCUUGCUCGCCUGGUUUCAAUGCACCCCUCCCAAUGCUCUUUGGGAUCCCUUGCGACAGAGUCAAUGUGAUCACCGCACAAGUGUGCACUAUACAUACUUCGCUGGCUCCGUGGCAGCACUCUCGGAUUUCUAUCUGGCCAUUAUCCCGAUCACGAUGUUGGCCCCACUCCGGAUCGAUCGCAAGCUGAAGUGGGGUUUGAGUUUCCUCAUGGGCUGUGGUAUUUUCGCCGGUGUUGCAGCUAUUGUGCGAACAUGGGCCGCUAGCUUUAUUCUGGGUGACGAUCCGUCGUACGGUGUCGGUAUCCUAUUCCGCUGGGGUGAGGUCGAGGAAUGGGUUGUUCUCAUUUCCAUGUCGAUCCCACCUGUCUGGCCGCUAUUCCGACCCUUCACCCAUCGUUUCAUCAAUUCCCACGGACAGUCUCGCAGUGCGCCUCCAUACAAGGGCUACAAUCAGUAUCCCUCGUCAAGAGGAGAUCUCACUUCGGCGGUUGCCGGUCCUAUCAUUACGACCACUAUCUCCAUUUCGUCGACCAAGGGGCCGUCAGCUGAAGCUGAACCUGUCCGUACGGCCUCAUCAGCCGGCUCUUUCUCUAGAUAUGACGAGGAAGAGCCUGAGACCCCUCAUACGGUUCUUAGUAGCACUAGUGGCCCGGAAGGCUGGAUGGAAAUGUCUCACUACAAGAACCAUCCACAAUGA
Messenger RNA from Penicillium subrubescens, 1137 nucleotides. RefSeq lists its product as uncharacterized. The record is from RefSeq and is a predicted model, not a curated record. The transcript is spliced from 4 exons. Bases 1 to 1137 code for a protein of 378 amino acids. NCBI's taxonomy places the organism in Eukaryota, Fungi, Ascomycota, Eurotiomycetes, Eurotiales, Aspergillaceae.